Molecule: messenger RNA, 2172 nt
Organism: Propithecus coquereli (Coquerel's sifaka)
Lineage: Eukaryota; Metazoa; Chordata; Mammalia; Primates; Indriidae
Gene: MARVELD2
Product: MARVEL domain containing 2
Exons: 7
Coding region: 67-2172 (701 amino acids)
Biological process (GO): bicellular tight junction assembly
Cellular component (GO): apical plasma membrane; bicellular tight junction; cytoplasmic vesicle
Source: RefSeq, a predicted model, not a curated record
CCGGUUUCAGAGCCCCGGGCGGUGUGCGUGCUCGUCCCAGCGGCCGCGCAGGUUCAAAAAUCACAAAUGUCUUCAAAUGAUGGAAGAUCCAGGAAUCGGGACCGGCACUACGAUGAGGUUCCAGGCGAAUUGCCCUAUCAAGAUGGCACCAUAAGAAGUCUCCAGACUCUUCACGACAGUGAGCUGGCCUUGAGCUCUGAUCCUUUACCGCCACCCCCUCUCCCAUUACAGCCACCAUUCGGCCCAGACUUCUACUCAAGUGACACGGAGGAACCAGCCGUAGUGCCGGAUCUUAAACCCGUGAGGCGCUUUGUCCCUGAUUCCUGGAAGAACUUCUUCAGGGGGAAGAAAAAGGACCCAGAAUGGGAUAAGCCGGUGUCUGAUAUCAGAUACAUCUCCGAUGGGGUGGAGUGUUCACCUCCAGCCUCGCCAGCGAAACUAAACCACCGUUCGCCCCCCAACUCCUGCAAAGAUCCCUACGGAGGAGGGUCAGAAGGAACCUUUGAUUCCCAGAAAGAGACUGACGUAAUGUUUCCCGACGACUCCUGUGGAUCUCUAGGCCGACACACACAAACAGCUCGAACGUACAGUGAGAAGGUGGAGGAGUAUAACCUGAGGUAUUCCUACAUGAAGUCCUGGGCAGGCCUGCUGAGAAUUCUGGGCGUAGUAGAGCUGCUUUUGGGGGCUGGUGUCUUCGCUUGUGUCACGGCUUAUAUUCACAAGGACAGCGAGUGGUAUAACCUGUUUGGAUAUUCACAGCCCUACGGCAUGGGAGGUGUUGGUGGCCUGGGCAGUAUGUAUGGGGGCUAUUACUACAGUGGCCCCAAGACCCCUUUUGUACUCGUCAUUGCUGGAUUAGCUUGGAUCACCACCAUUAUUAUUCUGGUUCUUGGCAUGUCCAUGUAUUACCGGACUAUUCUUUUGGACUCUAAUUGGUGGCCCCUAACUGAAUUUGGAAUUAAUGUUGCCUUGUUUAUCCUGUAUAUGGCUGCAGCCAUAGUCUAUGUGAAUGAUACCAACCGAGGUGGACUCUGCUACUAUCCAUUAUUUAAUACGCCGGUGAAUGCAGUGUUCUGCCGGGUAGAAGGAGGACAGAUAGCUGCAAUGAUCUUCCUGUUUGUCACCAUGAUAGUUUAUCUCAUUAGCGCUUUGGUUUGUCUAAAGUUAUGGAGGCACGAGGCAGCUCGGAGACAGAGAGAAUAUAUGGAACAACAGGAGAUAAAUGAGUCAUCAUUGUCAUCAAAAAGGAAAAUGUGUGAAAUGGCCACCAGUGGUGACAGACAAAGGGACCCAGAAAUUAAUUUCAAAGAAUUAAAAUACCCUGUGAUUCAGACAGAUGAUGAGCGAGAACGGUAUAAAGCUGUGUUCCAAGACCAGUUUUCGGAGUACAAGGAGCUGUCUGCAGAAGUUCAAGCUGUCUUGAGGAAGCUUGACGAGCUGGAUGUGGUGAUGAGCAGAUUGCCACAUCGUUCAGAAAACCAGCAGGCGGCAGGACUCCCGGGAGAGCGAGCCAGAGCGCCGAGGAGCCAGUCCCCGGAGCAGCAGGUGGGACUAGCCAGCGCGGGGCCGCGGGCCUCCGGCACCCCUCCACCCGGCCUGGAGUUGGUGCGCAUGCCCGGGGGCAGGGCGGCCGGGGUGGGGAGAAGGAGGAGGGCUGAGUCCCCAGCCCUGUCCUUAGCUGCUAGCUGGCCGUCCGCGCGGCGUCUGGCGCGCCGGCCAGGUGCGGUGAGUGGGUGGGAGUCGGGCGCGGUGCCAGGGGCGCACGGUAGCCUGAGAGUCCCUGCGGGGGGACUGCGUCGCCUGUGGCCGGUGGGGGAGGCGCGGGCGGAGGACGCUCGGCGCUGGUUUCGGUGGCGGUUUCGCCUGAGGGCUGGGGCUCGCGGGAACCGAGAGGCGCGGGUCCGCGGAGAGCAGCGCCGAGUGACUUGGGAGGCUGCCUUCCGGGGCGAGGGGAGACUUGGAACCGCCGAUGUGCUUUAUUCCCGGGAAAGGCUUAAAGCUACCAGUGCCCAGGCGUCGCGGACAACUUUUCGCUUUUAUGGGAGCGGGAGAUCAGUGAGCAGCGAGAAUCUUGCCAUCAGCUCUGGGGCUGCAGUUUUUGUGGUCUUCAAGGGGGGGGAUUGUUGCGCCCGGCUCCUGGGGGGGUCCUGUCCCGAGGGCUGGAGCACAUGA